AUGGAGCGAUAUGCAAGAAACUAUAUCAGCAAGGGAUUCCCGAGCAUUGCAGGACUACGACCAGACGAUCUGUUUCUUCAUCUUGACGCCGAUGAGAUACCAUCCCGUGAUGCAAUAGCCUUUCUCAAAUUCCAUGACGGGUACCCUGAGCCAUUUGGCUUUGUUCUGAGGUGGUCUGUGUAUGGAUAUUUCUGGAAAAUGGAACGUGUUUGGACAGUGCAGUCCGCAGGGUGUUCGGUAGGCAUGCUCCGCCAAGUUUAUGACAACCAGCCUGGUACCCUGCGAAAAGGAUUAGGCGAAGUUAAAUGGGGAAAGAUAAGAGAGUACAAGAAAGGAGGAAACGAUGUAUUGGCAUGGCAACUCGGGGAACAGGGUAAAUUUGCCGGAUGGCAUUGCUCAUGGUGCUUCGAUAUAAAUGGCAUCAAAACGAAGCUGACAUCCGCCUUGAGUGGGGAUGGAGAGCGUUUUGGUGAUGAUCCGAAAAAGCAGAAAUUAGACUUCCUUCGUACCUUAACGACAAUAAUAUGGGAUGCUAGUUCAGGUCAUUGUACACAACAAUUUGCUUUUCAUUCUGCCCCUGCGCUGGACGUAGACUGGCAGACCAACAAUAGCUUUGCCUCCUGUUCAACAGACCAGUGUAUUCAUGUGUGUAAACUAGGGGUAGACAAGCCAAUUAAAACAUUCCAAGGCCACACAAAUGAAGUGAAUGCCAUCAAAUGGGAUCCACAGGGCAACUACCUGGCCUCCUGCUCUGAUGAUAUGACCUUGAAAAUCUGGAAUAUGAAGCAGGAUUCAUGUGUUCAUGAUCUACAAGCACACAACAAAGAGAUCUACACUAUAAAAUGGAGCCCCACAGGGCCAGGAACAAAUAAUCCGAAUGCACAGUUAAUAUUAGCCAGUGCAUCAUUUGAUUCCACAGUGCGGUUAUGGGAUGUAGACCGAGGAAUUUGUAUACACACCCUGACGAAGCAUCAAGAGCCAGUGUACAGCGUGGCUUUUAGUCCAGACGGGAAGUUUUUAGCGAGUGGGUCCUUUGAUAAAUGUGUCCAUAUAUGGAAUGUGCAGUCUGGAGCACUAAUCAAUAGUUACAGAGGCAGCGGAGGGAUAUUUGAAGUUUGUUGGAAUCACAGAGGGGAUAAAGUUGGUGCCAGCGCCUCAGAUGGAACGGUUGUAGUUUUAGAUCUUCGGAAGUAGAGUGGCUGUUGGAGCAGCGUUGGCGUUGUUUUAGGGCGACUACCUCAGUUCUCGUGCCAGCAACUAUCUCAGGGCACAUCUCCAUGUAGGCAGACAGGAAUUUGAGGCACAUCUCCAUGUUAGCAGACGGGACACAUCUCCCAAGACAAACUGUUUGCAGGGGGGGGGGAGAAAAAAGCUAAGGGAUUCCUUUGCUUUGUUUUUCAUGUAUUAAACAUGGAAACUUGCCUUCUGGUGACAAGUUAAAUCAGUUCGUCCAAACCAGAUGGAAAUCUCGCCUGCAGAGUGGUAUCAUCUUGGCUACUGCACUGCCAUCUACUGGUGCCUCAGAGAGUGUGGAUGCAUGGUGUAAAGUGCUGCAUGGUAAUGUUAUUGAAGGCAUCGAGAAGUUGUUUGCCAAUAAAAGUAUACAUUUAUUCCUCCUGCCCUGGGAGGGAGGGACAUGUAUAGAAAGGACGGAAGGUUAGAAGGAACUAUUCCUCAGACAGGCAAGCCUCGUGUGGAAAAGAAAUACAUGGUUAGGGCCCCUUUGUGGAGGACUGCAGGUAGAAUCAGGGAUUUUUAUAACAAACAAAGGAUUCAUACUUCGCAAUAAGCACUACUGACUGCCUACACCGAAAGGAACACAUAAACACUACUUCAGUUCGAAUCGGGCGGUAACGUAGGGAAUUUAGAAAAAAAAGAGAGAAUGGACUGCCAACGGCAAAGGGUUGAAGUUCCUGUGUGUAAGGCAACUUGAGUUGCUGCAUAUGGGUUGACUUUAUAAUCAGUUGAUUUUGUCCAUGUAAAUUCACAAUCUGGUAGGUCACUUAGGGGAAAAAAUCCAGCUGUGUGUUUUAUGCUAAUGGCCAGAGCUUCACUUUCUAAAAAUAAAGAAAAAGGUGAGAAAAGCCACGGGUCGUUAGAACCAGACACCUUGGACAUUGAUCUCAGCUUAAAGUGACCACGGGUCAAUAAAAAAUGGCCGACUACUGUUCUGACCACGUAGGGUCGUUUAGAAAUUAUAUAUAAUGAAAUAAAAAAGUGUGUUUAUAAUGUAGAGGCAUAGAGAAGGCAUGGAACCUGAUAGCAGGCACACAUGCCAAGCUAAGUUGAUGUGUACAACGUUAUUUUAAAUGCUAGAAAACCACUUCCAAGGAAAGUGUGUAUGGUUGAUCUGCUCUUUUUUAUAUUGAAUCAUGAGUAUUGAAUUUAUUCUGUGGGUCUGAAGGGUGACCCAGAUGAAGGGGGAGGGGGCGGGGGAUAUUUGUUGGUUACAGGGUGGGUACAAAGUUUGUGCUCAUUCAGUGGUGUGAAUUUUUUAAUUCUUUAAAUCUGAGAUGGCUAAAAUGGCAUUUUCAUGUAUGGGAGAGAGUUCUUGGUGACAGCAGGGCUGUGCUAUAGGUUAGAUUUUUAAUUUUUUGGCAGUUAAAAAUGUUUUGAAUUCACUUUAAAAGGAGAACAAGGUGAAGGUGAAAAAAAAGAGGAUGAACAUUUCGCUUGAUUUUUGCCUGCACCACUGAUUGGCAUGCCCUUUGUGUUCACCCUGUAUUUGGUUUGUGUUGAGAUUGAAGUUUGCUUGUAAAAUGUUAAAGUGUUACAUAUUAUUGAUAUUUUUUGUACAGUUUCGUGUACAUAGUGAAACCUUGUGUAGUAGCACAGUGCAAAAUGCCGAGUCAUGCCCUAUGCCGCCGCCAUAGUGUGUGGCACGGUGCUGACAUCUGGUGGUUUUGGCACUGGUCAAGUUCCCCUCCAUCAUUUUGUGUUGUAUAUAGAUUAUUACUCUCUGUCAAACUCCGUUUGUCAAAGUAGUGAGCUGUUUAUAUCAGUUAAAAUGUGUCCACCUCCGUUGUUCGCCUAUCACUCCCUCCAAGUUCACAUGAUUUGUAAGUGUAAUACGUUUUAUCAUUGGACACUUAAUAAUUUGACUCUAGGUUGCAGUUAGGAUUAAUAUGUAUCAGCACGGUCGACCUUCACCUUGCAACAGGUGACCUUGGCACUUUUGACCUUGACCUUCAUUCGGAAAAGAUGUCGUUAUAAGAAAGUGAUUGGGAUCCCGCCCCAUAGAUGUUUUGAAUUUAUGUUAGUUACGAAGUUAAGGUUUGAUUCUGGAUUUUAGAAUGUAACCAAAAGUUUCAGCAUUUUCCUUACCUUUUGAUAGGCAAGUGUACACAUUGAAAUGUUUUUCUUGGAUAUUUGAUGGUGUCAAAAAGAUAAUAGUAAACCAAAGAUAAUCUUCACACACUGUUGUUGCACAUGCCUCCGUUGACUAACAAACACCGGUGUAGAUGGCGCUAGUCAUCAAUAUAACCUUUUUUUUUCAUUUUUAUUAUUUAUAUAUAAUUAAUUUCUUUGCACAGUCUUUUGGAAAUGUUAAAAAGGAUAACAACCCAUCCAACUUUUGUCAUAAUGACACCGUUAUUUUUUUUUCUCUCUUUCACAAAAUGUGUCUGGUGGUAAAUUUUGCUCCUUAACCAGUUGUGUUGGCCGCACCUCCCCCCGUAGUGUCCGUGUACUAUAGCCACACAUAUUAACGAUGAAUCAGUUAUAUUUGACAUACUGGAAAUAAAUUGCUAUAUUUUGAUAUGACCUUAA
This is a messenger RNA of Lingula anatina, 3768 nucleotides long. Its product is annotated as F-box-like/WD repeat-containing protein TBL1XR1. Gene Ontology annotation, cellular component: histone deacetylase complex. Lineage: Eukaryota; Metazoa; Brachiopoda; Lingulata; Lingulida; Lingulidae. The record is from RefSeq and is a predicted model, not a curated record. Gene Ontology annotation, molecular function: protein binding; transcription corepressor activity. Gene Ontology annotation, biological process: regulation of transcription by RNA polymerase II.